Messenger RNA from Rubroshorea leprosula, 709 nucleotides. NCBI's taxonomy places the organism in Eukaryota, Viridiplantae, Streptophyta, Magnoliopsida, Malvales, Dipterocarpaceae. The record is from the annotation of a GenBank genome assembly.
CCAUCCAUGGUUAUUUCUUUUCGUGCAUUCCCAAAAAUGCAUGCUUUAGGAUACAACUCCACACACAUUAUCACUUUAGAGCAUAUUCAUGUUCUUUCAUCCUUCAUUUGUUGUUUAGCAUCCAUGUUUAUUUCUUUUCUUGCAUUCCCAUAAUCUUGCUUGAUUCUCUGCCUUCAACAAUUGAAAUAUGGGUUCAUACAUGGUCAAGCACGAUUCUUUGUCAAUCAAGACACCUUUUGAAAUAUUCAUCCGUGGAGAAAGCUUUGACCAACAGAGGAUUGAGGAGAUCUUUAACUGCAAGCAUUUUUCUCCAUCGUGGACAAUUGCCAAGUCCAAGGGGCAAGCUUAGAAGGACAAGAACCAAGAGCAACCUCGAAGAUCAAAAGCUCAAGCACAUCACACUUUAUAUGGCUCUAGCAAUCAAGGGAUUCUCCAAGGAAAGGAAUGCAACUACUCAUUGAACAAUCAUACUUUGAGAGAUCUAGGAGUCAGAUUUUACUAGGAACUUGAAUGUUACCAUGUUGAUGUACUUAGUGUGAUGUACUAGGCUUUUACUUUGUAAUGAAUGACCAUCUUUGUAAUGCAUGUUGAACUACUUGUAAAUGUCUUCUAUGCAGCCCUUGGAGUCUAUGGAAAUCUCAAGGGGUUCAAAGAUAUUUUGCUUCAUCCAAGGCUCCUUAAGGAUUGGAAAUCAACAAUGUGUGAAUCC